AUGGCGGCAUGGAGGGUAUGGAUCUUGCUGUUGGUUGCGGCCGAGGGAGGAAGUUGGCAGGAGACUCCGAGGCUCGAGCCUGACUUGAGGAUCCUCGUCAAUGGCAGCGGCUCGUUCGACAUGGAUGUGGGGCCGGACGCUCUCGCGUUUGUCUCGAACCUCUCAGUGUCCAUCUGGUCCAGGAGAAAGGAAGGAGAUUGGGGAGAGGUUGCAAACUUUGACCUUCCGGAACAAGGAGGAGGGAACGAGAGUCUCGCGCCGAAGCUGAGGCUCUCACGAGGAUACCUUGCCGUCUGUGUUGGAAGAUCGAUCUACCUCUACGGGAAUCAUGUGGGAGCCAACGGCAGUUUCGUCAAGGAUGGCUGGGGGAAGUUGAAGCAUUUUCAAGUGAGCUACCCCAACGAAAGCCUUGACAUCCUCCCCAUGGACGUGGCGUUCGGAGCCAGAGUCCUCAUCGUGUCCUACUCCUAUGUAGGCGACGCGAACUCGACCUUGGUCAAGUUCUUCCCGUUUGCCACGAGAGGAUCGGAGGCCAGUCAAACUUUCCUCUUCGAUGACGUGGCAGGAGAAGGCUGUGGACGGUCCCUUGCGGUAGAUGAAGAGCUCUUCUACUCCUUUUCGGACGAGCUGGUGGCAAUCGGGUGCCCUGGCAACGGAACUACCGCCGGCUCGCUGGUGCUGGUAGAAAGGCCAACAAGGGAAGGAGACGACUGGGCGAUCACGCGGAGGCUGCAAGCGGUGGACGUCUAUGGGAACAGCGAGGCCGUGGUGGGAGACAAGUUCGGGGAGCAGGUUGCCUUGAGUUAUGGCUACCUGGCCGUGAUGUGCUCGAACUGCGAUGAAGGACGUGGAUCUGUUUUCAUCUUCCACAAGAGUCUUGAGGAUGCCGACAAGGAGGACAACAACUUCACUGGCUGGUCGCUUGCCAAGAAGUUGACGUGCGCUGCCUGCAAUUCGUUGUUGAGGACUUCGAUUUGUCUACGAGCAGCCGAACUUGGUUUGGUCGACUGGGAGCACUCGCAAGCCUAUCUGUUCGUCCGUGACAGUGAGGGACCCUACAGUUUUGCGAUGGAAGCGAUUUACAACGUUCCCUACCUGAACGACACGAGCGAUGGGGUUGCCUCUUGCCGAUUGCAUGGCGGCCAACAUGCCAUCUCAUCCUACUCCCCGCAGUCUCAGAUGUUUCCUCCUCCUCUCCCUGCUGGCUCUCAGCUGGGUAGCAGCGUCGUGGGAUCGCCUGUGGACACGAUCGCUGUGGUAGGAGCUCCUUCAGCGUCAGUGGAUAGGUUUGGCUCCGGUUGCGCGUUCGUUGUCUUCCAGACCCGCUGGAAGGAGGAGCUGCAGUUGAGGCUGGUGGAGGGAGGGACGCUGCUUCCUCCAUCAUGGGGGUUGUGCUCUGUCAACGAGACGGAGGAGGGUUUCUCGGACGUGACGUGUGCGUACGAGAUUGACUUUGGGAGAUCGUUGUCGCUGAUCUUCCUGGAGGAGGGAGUGAUCUGCACCAGGAGCAGGCAUCUCCUCGCCGUCGGAGCCCCUGGCGCCACUCCCAGCUCGUUGCAGCGUGGCAGCGGCGCUGUUUUCCUGUACGAGAUGUUCUCCCCCUCCUCCGGCCCGCAGCUCGUGCAGACGUUGAUCCCUUCCUACUGCUACCGCCAUUGCGAGGGCGACGGCUACGGCUGGUCGGUCGCCCUGCAUGCCACCACCAACUCCUCCCUCCUAGUCGUCGGAGCCCCAGGAGCAAGCAUCUCCGACCAGGGUCGAGUCGGGCUGGUCGGGGUUUGGGAGAGGGUAGGAGAUGAAUUUGUCCAGACCCGCCUCCUUCACCCCCCCCUCACUGCCGAGCAGUUUCCUCCUGCCUCCCUGACCUGCGGCUCGACCACCUUCCUCUGCCGGCACUUGACCAUUGAGAACCUCCUGGCGACCCCCGGCGGCCGGUUCGGGGAGGCCGUUGCUGUGUUCGGCAACAGGAUCUUCGUGGGGUCGCCGGGAGCUGGGGUCGGAGGUGGGAUCGUUGCUGGGAGGAUCGGAGCUGUGUACGUCUUCGACAAGUUUGCUCCAUCUCUGGGGAGGGCUUUCUCCUUCUCCCCCAGGAGAUACUUCCCCUCCUCCUCCUCCUCCUCCUCCUCCGGGCUCACUGGGUCCUGGGGGCUGCGGCAAGUUCUUGUCGACAGCAGCGGAGGGUCAGGUGCUCGGUUCGGCUUCUCCCUGUAUGUCAACGAGCAGCUGCUCGCCGUCGGGUCCCCUGGCUGGACCAACUUCCGGGCCGAGAACGAGAGGAGGACGCUGGACUCUGGCGCUGUGCUGACUUUCGCGGAGAGUGCGGAGGGGAACUUGUACGAGUACCAGCGGGUCCUGCCAGACGUGACGUCGAACAGCUCCAGCGAGAUGUUUGGCUUUGCCGUCUCCCUCAAUCCCCUCGGUUACGCUGCCGUCAGCGCGCCAGGGAGAACGGCCCCGGCGCGAUGGCCAGAUGAUUUCAUGGAGCAGGACGGGAGACUGAGGAGGAGGACCCAGGGCAGUGCCUUCCUGUUCGUUCCUAACUCCUCCUCGUCCUCCUCCUCGCCAUUAUCGCUUCACCUGGUGCAGAGGCGAGAGGUCCAGGAUAUCUUCGCAUGCUCAAACGCCAGAGUCGGCCACUCGCUCUCCUUCGACGGCGACUUCCUCCUCCUCGGAGCCCCUGGAGGGAGCGAGGUGGACUCGGCCGACAGGUUUGCCAAGGGAGCACGAGCUGGAAGCGUUUCAGUCUUCAAGGUGUCACAGACGACCAGUCAAGUAGGAUACGUCUGGAGCCAUUCGGUCAUCAACUCCAUCGAUCACGCUCCUGCUUCAUCCUGCCUGGAGCUGCUGGAGAGAGGAUAUAACCAGUCGGGCCUCUACUGGCUGCUGCCGCAGAAUGAAGACGGCUUCGUCAACCACACCAAGGAGCACGUCGGCUACUGCGACAUGCAGACCAUGGGAGGGGGAUGGCUGAUGUGCUUCACAACAACUGAGCGUGUCGAUCUUGUGAACGAGUUCGCUUUCGACCUCUCACUCCCUUACGGGACUGAUGGCUACCGAGCGGACUGCAGGAACUAUCCUUUCUCAGAGGUCCUCUACGUCCAGCACCUUGAGCAGGGCGUCUUGUCUUCCAACUUCCAGGAUGGAGGUGACGUCAUCACCGUCUACAGGGCCGUCAGCCGCUCACCGACGACCGUCAUGGGAGGAUCUUGGACGGCAGCAGGAUGGGAGGAGGCUAGUCUGCGAGGAGGAGUGGCGGGCGACGUGUACGGGAGGUACUUGUGGAGGAUGUACGACUUUGGCGACAAGCACGGAGGAGGGAUGUGGGACGAGGAGAUGCAGCUGAACGUCUGCGCAGCAGGGAGAGAGACGGCCGGGUUUUUCUUCUCGGGGGUGGAGAGGACCGCGGCAUGUCAAGACGGCUGGAAGAGCUGCUCUGACUGGUGCAAGGACGAGGUGUCCAAGUACAGCAGGGCAUCUCAGGAGGGAGGAUGCAUGUACGGGGGGAGCCCCGAGGCCCUGGGGGUCAGCAACCGGAACCUCUUCCUAUCCCGCCAGCUGCGAUCCAGCAGCAGCGUCAGCUCGAACUUCUCAGCCGAUUACGGGCGGCUCUACCAGGCACCCGACGCGAACUUCGAGAGAGGAGCAUGGCGACCACAGCUGGAAGACGCCGAGGCCUAUCUCGAGGUCGAGCUCCAUCAGCUGGAAGACAGUUUGGUCGCUGUUGGCCUGCAGGGAGGGAGGUGGGGCGUCAACGGCAGCAACGAGGGCUGGGUCAAGUCGUUCUUGGUGCGCAGCAGCACGACGGGGGUCGACUGGAUGUUGGUAGGAGACGAGGAGACAGGGCAGGGGACCCUCUUCCAAGGCAACGAGGACGCAGACAGUGUCCGCCUGAUUUCCUUCCCUUCUCCUCUCUCCGCUCGCUUCCUCCGCAUCUUCCCGGUCUCGUGGGAGAACGAGGCGGCUCUAAGGGUGGAGCUCUACCGCUCCUCCUGCCCUCCCUCCUCCUUCUCCGGCACCUGCGUCGGGCGCAAUGGUCACGUCCAGCGCCCUCCAUCUCGGAUAUCCGUGGGGCUGCGAAACUACCAGGGCAAGUGCCAGGCUGGAUGGACCGGGGACGGGGUACACUGCUCCUGCUCUGCACGGUCGAUAACCGACGUUCUCGCCUACUGGAGGUUCGAGGGGGAGGGAGGGAGAGGAGGCGCAAUAGCAAUCGAGAUCAACGCAGCAUCGCCCGUCGGGCUGCAGGACGAGUGGUACCGGGAGAGCGGGGUCGCAUCCCCUCGCAACGAUCUCUAUGCUCAGGGAGGCGGAGGGAGCCUCGCCCCUGUCUACUCCGGUGAAGUCCCCCCAGAGGAGAAGUUCGCCGUUCUCUGCGCAGGCACCAGGGCCUCUGCCUUCUUCCCCGGGGUCAACUUCCUGUCUCCCUCUCCUGCCUCCUCCCUCAACCUCAUCAACGUCUCCUCCUUCACCAUCGAGUUCAGCUUGCGGGUUGAUGAACCUCAGGGCUGGGACUCGUGCCUGCUCGAUUUCUCAGGGGAUCACCCGGGGCUGCGGGUUCAGUUGAGCAUGUCAAGGAGGAUUGUACUCUCAUGGACGACCGCGUCCCUCGACCUCCUCUCGCUAGCUGGCUCCACGGAGCUGCAUGAAGGAAGAUGGUGGAAGGUAACCAUCGUCGGGGACCGGACCCAAGGAACGUGCAAGAUCUUCGUCUUCGAUCGCGACACGGGCUCGUGGAGGGCAGACGCCGAGCUCGCAGCAUGCAGCAGCGACUUGUUCACAUCGCAGCCCAACAUCAGGUGGAGAGUGGGAGCAUGCGGUGACGUCGGCCGCUCCUUCGGCUUCUUCCGCGGGUUUCUCGAUGAGAUUCGCAUCUCGUCCUCUGCUCUCCCCAUCUAUCGAUGGCUGUGGCAACCCUAG
Messenger RNA from Guillardia theta CCMP2712, 4917 nucleotides. RefSeq lists its product as hypothetical. The record is from RefSeq and is a predicted model, not a curated record. The transcript has 17 exons. The coding region runs from base 1 to 4917 and encodes 1638 amino acids. Lineage: Eukaryota; Cryptophyceae; Pyrenomonadales; Geminigeraceae.